AUGGUCACUGACAGCAAACAUGCAGCCAACGAGGCGCUCGUAGUUAACCUCUCCGAACUCCACAAACCAGCCAGUGUUGACUUUACACUCCUUACAAAAACGAUUUCGGAUACCUUACAACAUUUUAAUGACUUGUCGGACCCCAAAAUUAUUAACGAAAUAAAGGACGUAGAAUAUAAAUUGUUGGUCGAAGAUAUCAUUGAGCAACAAAAGUCAUUCAUAGAACUCGUCGAAGACUGUAGCCAUGCUGUUAAUAUCAUGUCUACUUACAUGAAAGCCAACAACGAAUAUAUCGAAAUCAUGAUGCAAGAACCCGUUUCGGGCGAAGAAUUCUUGGACGCAAUAACGUCUCUUCUUGAGCUGGCAACUUCACAUAAAAAAUUGGUUGAAAAAGAAAAUAAAGCCUUUUGCCAACUUCAAUUCAAUCUACAAAACAUUCUUAGCAAUCUGGGCGAUUAUAAUGUUGACCUUAGCGGUGACCAGCGACUGAUGGGCCACAUCUUAGAGCAGGAUGCCUCCAAGUUUCGCAAAACAGAGAAAGAGCACAAAUGGGCUGCGGUUGGUACUGGUAUUGGAGCAGGUAUUGCUUUGGCUGCAACCCCAUUCACGGCUGGUGCCUCAUUAGCUGUCGUUGGCGCGCUCGCCGUUGGAUCUGGAGGUGCUAUGAUAGGAACUACUAUACAGACUAUAAUUAAUGGUGGAAAAGCCAAGGGAACCGAAAAGGAGUUGGAGCUAUUACGACUUGAAGAAGUAAAAAUGCAUGCGAUUAUUGUUGCUGAAAAUUUGAAAACGAUCUUGAUCGAGUUGAGCCCGUUAGAUACGUUCUGGAAAACUGAAAUUGAUGAAUGUAGCAGCAUUUUGGAGAAGUACCAGGAUAUAGCUAAUACUUCCACGUUUAAAGUUACCAAGAUGAAAGGAAUGACAACAAUUAGGCAAUGGGAGUCGGUCAAAGCAGCUUUUGAGAGUUUUCAACGAAAGUUGGAACAGUUUAUCAAUUAG
This is a messenger RNA of Paraglomus occultum, 999 nucleotides long. The record is from the annotation of a GenBank genome assembly. Lineage: Eukaryota; Fungi; Glomeromycota; Glomeromycetes; Paraglomerales; Paraglomeraceae.